AUGGCGUUUCUGUGGGCAGUUGCCUGCCUGGCCCUUGCCAGCACCAUCUCAGGCUGCAGGGUGCCUGCCAUCAGCUCCUCAGUGCACUACAGUGAAAGGAUUGUCAACGGGCAGAGCGUGGUGCCUGGCUCAUGGCCCCGGCAGGUGUCCCUGCAGACCCACUCAGGAUCCCACUUCUGCGGCAGCUCCUUGAUCAACGAGAACUGGGUCAUCGCAGCCGCCCACUGCUCUUGCAGCCCGUACUCCCACAUUGUCGGCCUUGGGGAAUAUGACCUUGGCUCCAGCAGGCAGUCCAUUCAAGUGAAGACCAUGGUCAGGGCCAUCACAAACCCCAGCUGGGACCCCUACAACCUCAACAAUGACAUCACCCUGCUGAAACUCUCACCUGCCCAGCUGGGACCCCACGUGUCCCCCAUCUCUGCCCCCACCAACCAGGCUCUGCCCACCAACCCCCAGUGUGUCACCACCGGCUGGGGAGGCACCAACACCAACUCCCAAGCCUUGGCAGCAUGCCUGCAACAGGUAACCCUGCCCUUGAUCUCCCCACACCAGUGCAUGCAGUACUGGGGCAACCAGAUCACCAGCCUCGUGCUCUGUGCUGGCGGGGCUGGCACCUCUUCCUGCCAGGGUGACUCUGGUGGACCUCUGGCAUACCAGAAUAGGAAUGUCUGGACCUUGAUCAGCAUUGUCUCCUGGGGAAACACCAACUGCAACGUUCACAUGCCUGCCAUCUACACCCAUGUAAGCCAGUUCUGAAACUGGACUGACUACGCUAUUUCUCAGGAAUAGAACUGGUGCCAGAGGGAUCCCUUUGCUGGGCACUGCUCCUGGCAUGGUGAGCUCAGCAGAGCUGGCAAGGGGCUGAGCAGGAAGCAAGGCACCUCACUUCUAAUAGCAUCAGCAUUUGGUUGUGCCAAGCGCUGCCUCUGGCUCCUUUCUUAUUGUGAUGCAGACUGGGGUGAAGGUGUAUGGGGGAAGCCUGGGGCACCCUGUGGUUGGGUGCUCCCCUCCUGAACCCCAGCACCUCCCAGAGCUGGAGCUUGAGCCCCAGCUGGGACCCACGGGGAAGGUGCAGAAGGUAAGACAUGGUGUGCAGGCAAAGGGGGAGCAGGGCUGGCUGUGGCUCAAGGGCUGCUCAGGCAGUCCCCCAAGUGCACCAGUCUACACCCUGGCACCAGCCCAGAGACCAUGGCAGCAUUGAGGGUGGGUGAUGUUACCUGUAACAGCCUUGCCACCAACCCAGGUGCAAGGUCUCCAGCACCAGCUGCUCCCACCAGCAUCAGCUCCUCCAGGGAAGGGAUUACAGAGCUCACCAGGCCCAGCACAAAGAAACAAUUCUUGGCCUGCAACAGAGGGCAGGUGCUGGUGGGUGCACGGGAUCUUGAAAGAUCCCUGCCUGCAGUUUGAAGCUGUAACUUGUGUAGCAGCCUGGGAACACAGAGCUGAAAUGCCAAUGGCAGCCCCAGCUCUUCAGGAAGGUGGAUGGGGGCAGCUGGAGAACAGCAUGCUGCUUCACGCACACAGGUUUGUCAGGUAACAGAGCGGGAAACUCAAAGUCAUCCCAAAGGAAAAUCUGAAGCUGAAAACACAAUUCAAGGCCAGGCAACAGAAGAAAGCAGUGUUUUCACCCAAACAAGUUCUUGAGACAAUGGCAGGUGCCAAAAAAGAAAAAAAGUCUUGCAUUCACACAUGGUCAGUGAUUCCUGGUAGCUCCAGAUAGAGCUGGUCACAAGGUGAGUGUGGAGAGAAGCAGGAUCAGACGGUCCCAACAUGAGGUGUGGGGUUUUUUUCUUUACCAGUGAGGUGAAUGUGACACAAAACCUUUGCUGUGUGAAUCUCAGCCCACAAAAUGUUGUAAUCACUCUCAUAUCAAGCAGCAGCAGGGAAAGCAUGAUGCUACGCAGAGACAUACCCAUAGGAAGGGUUACAGAUCAUGAAUGGAGGGUAAAGACAAAGAGUCUGGCCCAUUUGCUUGAGUUGAAAAAAAAUAAAAGCUGCUCAAACACAGCCCAGGGCUGCUAAGUUUUAGUUUAGUUGGAUAAAAUUUAGCUUCAUUUAGUGGUCUGCUCUGCAGGUAGCAAGAGCAACUGGGGUAAACUGAUGCAGGGGAACAGGGGCUUGCAGAGUAACCCGUGAAGC
This is a messenger RNA of Phalacrocorax carbo (great cormorant), 2139 nucleotides long. Lineage: Eukaryota; Metazoa; Chordata; Aves; Suliformes; Phalacrocoracidae. The record is from RefSeq and is a predicted model, not a curated record.